AUGAAUGGCCUAAACCAUAUCAUAGCAUUAAAUAUUGUGAAGAAUGAUUGGGAAAAUGAAAACUCAACGAGGAACUACGAUAUUGCAGACGAUCUGUUAAACUCGACGCUAAAUGAAGACGAAAAUCUUUUGAACAAUGACGAGUACAUUUUUGAUAGAACUGAUGUUAGAGCUAUAUUCAUCACAUUGUACACCAUUGUUUUUUGCUGCUGUUUUUUCGGAAACCUACUUGUUAUUCUUGUUGUGAUUUUGUCGAGACGGUUACGAUCAAUAACAAAUUUUUUCUUGGCAAAUCUGGCUGUAGCUGAUUUAUGUGUUGGUGUUUUUUGUGUGUUCCAAAAUUUGACAAUAUAUCUUAUACCGAGUUGGGUAUUUGGAGAUUUUUUAUGCAAGAUGUACCAGUUUGUUCACUCGUUGAGUUACACUGCAUCAAUAUUCAUUUUAGUCGUCAUUUGCACUGAGAGAUAUUUUGCUAUAAUUCAUCCAAUUACUUGCAAGCAAAUUUUAACUUCUACUAGAUUAAGGAUGGUAAUUAUAGGAGUGUGGAUUACCAGUGCGGCGUAUAGUGCUCCCAAAUUCAUUUGGGUAGAGACUAUCACGAACAAUCUUGGUGAUGGUCAGAUGGAGACAAUUUGUAUUCAACAUCGUAUGAAAUAUAACUCGGAGAUAUUUGACAUGGUUAACUUUGGAUUGCUGUACGUGAUACCACUUUGCGUAAUGACAGUUUUAUACACAAGAAUAGCCGUGGGCCUGUGGCAGAGUUCGCAUGGAUUGCAGCAGAUGGGCCAAAUGCAGUGUUGCGGCGCUCAGAGGAAUAUAACAGCGGGUUCAAGCAAAAACGAUAGCACGAAAAAAUCAGCUCCAAAUCAAGAGACGCGUAAUUGUUAUCACCUUAGCCACCUGUCGCAGAAUGUGUUACGGGCGCGCCGUGGUGUCGUCCGUAUGCUCAUAGUCGUCGUGCUAGCAUUCGCUGUCUGCAAUCUACCAUUCCAUGCGCGUAAAAUGUGGCAGUAUUGGUCCAGCGGUUACGAAGGAACCAGUGAUUUCAGUGCAUUAUUUACGCCUCUUACAUUUCUCAUUACCUACUUCAACUCUGGAAUUAAUCCCCUGUUGUAUGCCUUCUUAUCGAAGAACUUCAGAAAAGGAAUGAGGGAGCUGUUAUUCUGCAACUUUCAUGGGAAAAGAAAAAGCGGAAAUUUGAUAUUGCUGAAUCGAGUCGGUAUGGGGCUACGGCGUAGCUCUACGCGUUCCACCCGUGCCAAUUGUAGCACUGUCACUAUGACUCCGAAUGCGGAAUCAUGA
This is a messenger RNA of Parnassius mnemosyne (clouded apollo), 1302 nucleotides long. The record is from the annotation of a GenBank genome assembly. NCBI's taxonomy places the organism in Eukaryota, Metazoa, Arthropoda, Insecta, Lepidoptera, Papilionidae.